AUGGGCGAGCACCCCAGCCCGGGCCCCGCAGUGGCCGCCUGCGCCGAAGCCGAGCGCAUCGAGGAGCUGGAACCCGAGGCCGACGAGCGGCUGCCGGCGGCGCCGGAGGACCACUGGAAAGUCCUGUUUGAUCAGUGUGACCCUGGGAACACAGGCUACAUCAGCACAGGCAAGUUCCGCAGCCUCCUGGAGAGCCACAGCUCCAAGCUGGACCCGCACAAAAGGGAGGUGCUCCUGGCUCUGGCUGACAGCCAUGCGGAUGGGCAGAUCUGCUACCAGGAUUUUGCCAACCUGAUGAGCAACAAGCGGUCCAACAGCUUCCGCCAGGCCAUCCUGCAGGGGAACCGCAGGCUCUGCAGCAAGGCCCUUCUGGAGGAGAAAGGGCUGAACCUCUCCCAGAGGCUGAUCCGCCACGUGGCCUACGAGACGCUGCCCCGGGAGAUUGACCGGAAGUGGUACUACGACAGUUACACCUGCUGCCCCCCGCCCUGGUUCAUGAUCACGGUCACGCUGCUGGAGGUUGCCUUUUUCCUCUACAAUGGAGUGUCGCUGGAUCAAUUUGUGCUGCAGGUAACCCAUCCGCGGUACCUGCAGAACUCACUGGUUUACCACCCGCGGCUCCGAGCACAGGCGUGGCGUUACUUGACGUACAUCUUCAUGCAUGCGGGGAUAGAACACCUGGGACUCAACGUGGUGCUGCAGCUCCUGGUGGGGGUGCCCUUGGAGAUGGUGCAUGGAGCUACCCGCAUUGGGCUUGUCUACGUGGCCGGUGUUGUGGCAGGAUCCUUGGCGGUGUCGGUGGCUGACAUGACAGCGCCAGUGGUGGGCUCCUCUGGAGGGGUGUAUGCGCUCGUCUCCGCCCAUCUGGCCAACAUCGUGAUGAACUGGUCAGGCAUGAAGUGCCAGUUCAAGCUGCUGCGGAUGGCUGUGGCCUUGAUCUGUAUGAGCAUGGAGUUCGGGCGGGCCGUGUGGCUCCGGUUCCACCCGUCAGCCUAUCCCCCGUGCCCUCACCCGAGCUUCGUGGCACACUUGGGUGGCGUGGCUGUGGGCAUCACCCUGGGCGUGGUGGUCCUGAGGAACUAUGAGCAGAGGCUGCAGGACCAGUCGCUGUGGUGGAUUUUUGUGGCCAUGUACACCAUCUUUGUGCUGUUUGCUGUCUUCUGGAAUAUUUUUGCCUACACCCUACUGGACUUAAAGCUGCCACCGCCCCCCUAACGGGCUGGAAGACCCAGGGCAGGGAGGGGAGGGAGAAGCAGCAUCAGAAAGGAGCAUCUGUAUUCUUUUGUCCCAUCACCAGCUCAGUGAGGCCGGGGAGGAGAGGACAAGAGACGCGGGGCAGACAGUGGAGGCUCUUUUCUGAAAGGCACCUGCUGGAGGAGUUGGAUGUGGCUACUGUUGUUUUUCUAGACUCUUCUGAAGACAUCGGGCCAGUAAAGACCUGGGGUGGGGUGAGAGUGGUCGUCCCUUUGGUCUGGGCUUGUUCCAUGUGUUCAGUGGUCUCCUUCCUUGUCACAGAUGGGGCAACAGCCUCAUCCUCCACCCUGACAGACCAUGAGUGUAAGGAAUGCCUGAGGGGGUAGUAG
This is a messenger RNA of Molossus molossus (Pallas's mastiff bat), 1583 nucleotides long. It is a transcript of the gene RHBDL3, whose product is annotated as rhomboid like 3. The transcript is spliced from 9 exons. Gene Ontology annotation, cellular component: membrane. Gene Ontology annotation, molecular function: serine-type endopeptidase activity; calcium ion binding. The record is from RefSeq and is a predicted model, not a curated record. NCBI's taxonomy places the organism in Eukaryota, Metazoa, Chordata, Mammalia, Chiroptera, Molossidae. Bases 1 to 1215 code for a protein of 404 amino acids.